CCAAACAUAUCGCAAGUCAUUGUCGUCACAAAACCUCGGGGGUCUCUUGCCCUGUACCUAUGAUGGCUCGAAUUUGCAUCAUGCCAUUUGAAUUGCAGCAUGGGAUUACCAAACUGUCGGGACGCCACAGUGUAAUGGAUGAGACUAGAGCAACGUGGUAAGAAGGGUGAUUAGAGGAUUUCGGUCCUUUUCUCGGCCCUUUCCCUCUGCCUCCUCUAGUAGCCUCUCGUUUCUGCUCCUCCCGAGGAGUUGAGUUCUUCAUGUGAGGGACGGGACUGGUUUUCUACGUGUCUUUCUUGCACACUGCCCACCAUGGUCAGCUUCGCGAGCAUGACGAACAGGUACCUUGCCGAGACGAAGAACGAGUUUGCUCUGGAGUCUCGGACCCUUACCGACAACGAUGGCCUCGCGGCCGAUGCCAAUGGCACGAUACAAGAUGGAAAGGAUAUGGCGAGGCUUGGUAAGAAGCAGCAGUUCCAAAGAAACUUUCGGUUCAUUUCGAUUCUUGGCUUCACGUGCACGUUGAUGUGUACGUGGGAAUGUCUGGUCGCGAGCGCGUCUCUGGCAUUGAUCAAUGGCGGUCUUGCGGGGUUUGUGUGGACUUGCUUUGGCACUACGUUCUGCUACACGGCGGUCAUUGCGUCGAUGGCUGAUAUGGCCUCGAUGAUGCCGACGACCGGUGGACAAUACCACUGGGUCUCGGAGUUUGCGCCAAAAAGCAAGCAGAAAUUCAUGAGUUACAUGGCUGGAUGGACUGCGUCGUUGGGAUGGCAAGCUGGUCUUGCCAGUACCGCGUUCCUUUCUGCGACCAUGAUACAGGGCCUGGUUGUCCUGAACUAUCCCACAUAUGAGGCUCAGCGCUGGCACGCGACACUGAUAUUCAUCGCGGUACUCUCUGUCUGCAUAUUCUUCAACACCAUCGGGGCCAGACACCUGCCCCUGAUUGAAGGCCUGAUCCUGAUGCUUCAUAUCAUGGGCUUUUUCGCUGUCGUGAUUCCGUUGUGGGUAUUGGCGCCCAAGAUCUCGGCAAAAGAAGUCUUCACUUCGUUUUCCAACACCGGAGGAUGGAGCUCUGUUGGGAGUGCUUGUAUGGUGGGACAGCUUGCAUCGGUAUACUCGUUUCUAGGACCCGAUGCUGCUGUUCACAUGGCUGAGGAAAUCCGCGACGCAUCCAAGAUCGUCCCCCGCGCCAUGAUCACCACCGUCCUGGUCAACGGCCUGCUAGGCUUCGUCAUGGUCAUCACAUUCUGCUUCUGCAUCACCGACCUGCCCGCCGCCCUGGACUCCCGCACCGGCUUCCCCUUCAUCGAAGUCUUUCACGCUGCCACAGACUCCAAAGCAGGCGCCACGGCCAUGGUCUCCAUCUUCAUCGCCCUGCUCAUGUGCUGCGCAAUCGGCAACCUCGCAACCGCGUCCCGACAGUUCUUUGCGUUUGCCCGCGACGACGGCAUGCCGGGCGCGCAUAUCUGGAGCAGAGUCACCACCGUCGGUGUUGCGAUCCCGCUGCAUGCGAUACUGAUCAGCAUGACCAUCUCCAUCGCCAUCGCGCUCAUAAACAUCGGAUCCACCGCAGCCUUUAACUCCGUCGUCUCCCUCGUCACCGCCGCCGAUUUCUCAACCUACUUCCUCUCCAUCAUCUGCAUCCUCACCAAGCGGCUCCGCGGCGAGCCCCUCCUGCCGUCCCGCUGGAGCAUGGGCAAAUGGGCCAUCCCGGUCAACAUCUUCGCCUGCGCCUAUCUCAUCUUCGGCAUGGUCAUGUCCUUCUUCCCGACGUCCCGGAUCGGGCUGAGCCCCGAGGGUAUGAAUUGGAGUGUGCUGGUGUACACGGUUGUGGUUGCGGGGGCGGCGGUGCUGUAUUUGGUGCAUGGGCGGUACACGUAUCGGGGCCCGGUGGUGAAUGUGAGGCGGGUGGAGUAGAGGGUGGUUGGGCGGUGUGUGGUUCAUGCGGCUUUUUGGCGCAUGAGUUGUGCUAUGAGAAAUGACGUUGAUUGCUCAUCUGGAAUGGCAUAGAUAGAGGUAUGGGGUUAUAGAUGCUUUGCCGCAUAGAGAUUAUCUGAGCAUACAGUUGAGAAGGUGGAAGUCGGGUGUGUAUACAUCCUCAUCAAAUGAUAAGGCAACAAUCCAUGUCUGGCGUUGUCAUCUUAAACGCCGGGCUGCCGCAUAGCUUGGUC
Molecule: messenger RNA, 2171 nt
Organism: Pseudovirgaria hyperparasitica
Lineage: Eukaryota; Fungi; Ascomycota; Dothideomycetes; Acrospermales; Acrospermaceae
Product: putative GABA permease
Exons: 6
Coding region: 313-1917 (534 amino acids)
Biological process (GO): transmembrane transport
Cellular component (GO): membrane
Molecular function (GO): transmembrane transporter activity
Source: RefSeq, a predicted model, not a curated record